UUUUCGUUCGUUGAGUGCCGUUCGGCAUUGGCUCGAAUAUUUCUUCUACGAAAUUUUUAGCGUAAGAACCUCUCGGGAAUCCGCGCAGAGACAAGCAGACAAAUCUAACACCGCAGCGCCCGGUGAUAUAUAUAUUACUGCUUGUCAUCACGUGCUUGGGUGUUUUCUUUUCAGUGACUCCUGGUUUUUUUGUUUUAUGACUGUAGGCUUCAUAAUUGUCUCGUGACGCCCCAUCGUACUUCUUUUCUUCUCCAUGUGUGCAGCCACCAGAGCACUUGCGGGAGUGGUGCGAAGCAGUCUGCGUUUUGUACCGUCAGCAGUAACCGGAGGCCGUUGGGCAGUGUCCGGUAAUUUAGCAAGAAAGUGAAUAGAUUUGGUAACCAUGAGAAAAGGCAAUGCCAAGCUCGGACGUGCCGACAGACACGCUUACCAACGGAACGUAGACAAACCGGACAAGCGCCGGCCGGCAGAAUCGCAAAGCGAGCCGGGCUCUCCAAAGCUUGUAACCGAGGGGGACGACCUUAGGACCCCUGCCAUCGGCACCCCUCCCGCAGCCGCCAUCACCACCGCGGUGGAAGACCACCCCACGGAUCCGACGGGUUCCCCUGAAAGGCGCAUUGUCAUUUACGUAGAUGAGCCAGCGACAUCACUGCCACCUAUCGGCGGGACAGCUGCGCAACGGGAGCCUCAAGAGCAUCGAGAGAAGGAGCACAGGGAAUUAGUUGCACCGGAGAUUCCGUCCCCGGCGGUGCAGCAAGCGAACCAACCGAUGGCAGUCGAAGCGGCGACGAAAGGCUCGAAGUCCCAGGUUGCAGUGCCGCAGACAAGCGCACAGCCCCUGGCCUUAGAGAAACAUCGAAGUCGGCGCCGACGCUCGGUGAAGCCGCGCGUCGGCACCAAGAGCGCGCCUGGCGCGUCGCCGACGUCCGCCGGGACUCCCGCCGACGUCCGCAACGGACACGACGCUGGAGCGCGCAACGUACCUGGCAACCGACCUUCCGAAGUUGGAGCGCCGUCCCUCACGUCGUCGCCCUUGCGCGUCCCGGCUGGUGAAAAAGAACCGCAGCAGGGACCGAGCGUGGCGUACCUUCUGGGAAUGUCUCCUGACGCCACGUCUCCAGGACCGGCUGGUCCGCCGUCGAAGGUUCCUUCUCCUACUAGGUCCCCGCCAGAGCGGGUAUGACGUCAUUCACUUGUGUUUUUUCACGUCGUUAUCUAUUCGUUUUAUUAGGCAUAACCGCGGCGCGCUCACUGGUAGCACUCUGUCGGUCAACAUUUCUUGCUGUAUGCACAAAAUUUCAGCUGAGGACGACACCCCAACGACGCGCGAAACCCGGUGGAAGAGAGAAAGAAAGCUUUCGCUUUAACAAGCUUAUUCGAAAUGGCCAUGCUGACACGACGCUUGCGAGGUUUGAGGCUUGAUAAACAUCGAAAGCUGCAACGCCGCAACCGUCCUGGUAUAACAAACGUGCGGCUCGGAGUGGGAAUAAACAGCAUACGAUCACGCGGUCCACGCUGGCGUACACGCAUGGCGCCAGGUUCUAGCUGAUCUAGCAUCUUCUGGUCCUUAAAACCAAUCGUUUCGCGAUCGCGGGUCAGAUAUCAAAACUGUACAGUGGUGCGUGGUGCAAA
This is a messenger RNA of Dermacentor andersoni, 1632 nucleotides long. RefSeq lists its product as uncharacterized. Lineage: Eukaryota; Metazoa; Arthropoda; Arachnida; Ixodida; Ixodidae. The record is from RefSeq and is a predicted model, not a curated record.